AUCGGUUACAAUCUGUGUUCCAGAUCAGGAAAUGAAAAUGAGCUGAGAGACAUGAUCACUAGGUGCAACAAUGUUGGGGUGAACAUCUAUGUUGAUGCAGUCAUCAACCACAUGUGUGGAGCAGGUGGUGGAGCCGGUACCCACUCGAGUUGUGGUUCAUAUUUCGAUGCCAACAGCAAGGAUUUCCCUACAGUUCCUUACUCCAACUUGGACUUCAAUGACGGCAAAUGCAACACUGGCAGUGGAAACAUUGAGAACUACCAGGAUAUCAAUCAAGUGAGAAACUGUCGUCUGGUUGGUCUUCUGGACUUGGCUUUGGAGAAGGACUAUGUGCGUGGUAAGGCGGCCGACUACAUGAACAAGCUGAUUGACAUGGGAGUGGCUGGGUUCAGAGUGGACGCCUGCAAGCACAUGUGGCCCGGUGAUCUUUCUGCUGUCUAUGGCCGUCUCAAUAAUCUGAACACAAUGUGGUUUUCAUCUGGUUCCAGGCCUUUUAUCUUCCAAGAGGUUAUUGAUCUCGGUGGGGAGCCCAUUACAUCAGGCGAAUACACUGGAAUUGGAAGGGUGACUGAGUUCAAGUAUGGUGCCAAGCUGGGCAAUGUCAUCCGCAAAUGGAAUGGAGAAAAACUCUCCUACGUCAAGUAAGUAAAGUUGCGGAUUUACAUUACUAUUAAUUA
Sinocyclocheilus rhinocerous is the source of this 677-nucleotide messenger RNA. RefSeq names its product pancreatic alpha-amylase-like. Gene Ontology annotation, biological process: carbohydrate metabolic process. The record is from RefSeq and is a predicted model, not a curated record. The transcript is spliced from 4 exons. The annotation marks the transcript as partial. Lineage: Eukaryota; Metazoa; Chordata; Actinopteri; Cypriniformes; Cyprinidae. Gene Ontology annotation, molecular function: cation binding; alpha-amylase activity.